Paralichthys olivaceus (Japanese flounder) is the source of this 781-nucleotide messenger RNA. The record is from RefSeq and is a predicted model, not a curated record. NCBI's taxonomy places the organism in Eukaryota, Metazoa, Chordata, Actinopteri, Pleuronectiformes, Paralichthyidae.
GUGUUGCUUCUUCCAUCACUGCUGCCUGAAGCAGAUCGGCUCUAUGGGCUGCAGGUCGGACAGGAAGCUCAACGCUCGCGUCUCCUGUGACAACAGGAAGCCACAAUGUCAGGGCGUCACUGUGUGUGACAAACUUCAGUGUGUGUGCGACAAAACCACGGCAGAGUGUAUGGCGGCCGCUCACUUCAACCACAGUCUGCCGUCGCAGCAGUGCGGCGGACCCGGACCCCCCUGUCGCCGGGCCAGCAGACCCCCCAAGCCACAGCUUACUCCUCAGUCCAGCGAGGAGAGCGAGGAGACGCCGGGAGGAGGCUCUGACGAACUGAAGGAGCAGAAACCCGGCGACGCACACGAGGCAUCAACCGUUGUGAACACGCCUCCUCCACGCCACGUUCAAAACAGCGAUGAAAGUUGGAACCUGAAGGACGAGGAGAAGUUGAAUCCUUCCGUCGAGCCGGCUGCACCUCCUGCUCCUCCUCCCCCUCCCCCACCUCUCGCUCCUGGCUCCAGUGACGAGAGCAGAGAGACACAGACACUCAGUGGGAUUCAAACCCAAAACCACCGGCCAAGUCCAGAGCAGAGCCCCGGACACCGGCCAUCAACGAGACCAGGGGAGGGAGGGGAAGAGAAAAAGGAGGAGGAGGAGGAGGAGGAGGAAGAGGAGGAGGAGGAGGAGGAAGAAGAGGGGUGAGAGGAAGGAAACUAAAAGUAAAUAUAUUGUUUCUAAAAGCAACUUUGGGAUUUCCAGUAUUUUUGGGGCAUUUUUCUGAAGUUGGGCAGA